This is a messenger RNA of Mesorhabditis spiculigera, 2130 nucleotides long. Lineage: Eukaryota; Metazoa; Nematoda; Chromadorea; Rhabditida; Rhabditidae. The record is from the annotation of a GenBank genome assembly.
AUGUAUCUACGCCUUACCUCAUUCGGCCUAUUCGGAGUCGACGCCCAGCUCCCGGCCAGCGAACUGUUGAAUUAUAUUGGAGUGUUAUUACUACUCAUUGGAGCCGUUUUCUACCUCUUCAUCAAAAGCAACGCCCCCGGAUCUGCCGCACAUAUUGAUGCCGGGGAAAAGAAACUAGAAAAAGAAGUCGCCGAAAAUGCGGCUCAUCUACCGUUGACCGAACGACUUUUAACGAUGCUUUGCUGCCUGCUCGUCGGGACCUUAUUUGGGUCUUUUUACACUCCAGUUUCUUAUUUGCAAAGCCUUGGCGGUUACCCUACGGCAGCACUUGACUACAUUUUCUCAUUCUUUAUCGGCGUUGUUGGAGCUUCAGCGACAAUUUUCUUUGUAUAUACUUAUGCAAAACGCGGAAAGCCGGAGCUCAAUCAGAUCAUCACGAUCCCAUCAUUCUACGGAGGGCUAAUGUUCGGGGCCGGAAUUUGCUUCUUUAUGAUUGCAAAUGAGAAAUUGUCGCCGACCGUCGCCUACCCCACCGUGGCAAUGCUGCCCGGGCUUGUCGUGUCACUGUGGAGUGUGUUGUACUUUAAGGAAAUUACGGGAAAUCGCAACAUCACCCUCCUCGCCGUCGCCUAUUCUUUGACGCUGACCGACCCAAGGAUAGCCAAACAUGCAGGAUACUACAGUCAGACAAUCAUCUAUUCUACAUUUUUGGUUGGGAAUCUGUUGGCACCGCCGAUAAUUUCUUUCCUAGGACGUCGUCUCUCCAUCAUAUUCGGCAGUUUCCCGUACGUCCUCUACAUGGCCGGGUUCCUGUUUUUGAACCCCUACUACCUGUAUGCUUCCGCGGCUUUCGAGGGCUUCAUGGGAGGGUUGUUGUGGACGUCGGUGGGGCUUUACGUUGCCGAGAACAGUAAUGAGAGGACGAUAUCGAGGAAUAGCAACGUGUUUUGGAUGCUCUACAUGUCGUGUAUGGUACUCGGCGGCAUCUACCUACUCGUUGUUUUCGGCCAAAAACCAGACAAAAACAUCUCGAUGAGCACGACUAGGAUCCUGUACGGAACUUUCGCGGCCGUUGCCCUCGUUGGUGUCGUCGUUCUCGGACUUCUCCAGCAGAAAUCCACCGGCAAAAAAGCGGCGGCAGUCAGCCACCGGAUGGAAUUAAUGAAAACCGUCCGGAUGCUGGGCACUGUCGACCAGUGGCUGAUCGCAAUUCCAUCGGCUUUUACUGGAAUCGAGAACUCAUUCUUUAGUGAAGAAAAAUACUUCACGAUGGUCAAGCAAUUUGAAGGGAAAGUGGCUUUGAUUACAGGGUCGAGCAACGGCAUCGGCCGCGGGAUCGCGGUCCAUUUUGCCGCCCGAGGAGCGAAGGUGACGAUCACCGGAAGAAGUGAAGCCGCCUUGAAUGAAACCAGGAAAGAAUGUGUGGCAGCUGGCGCCCCGGAAAACGACAUCCUCGCGCUGGUCGGAAAUUUGGCCGAAGAGGAAUUUAUGACCAAACUGGUGCACGAUACUGUAGAAAAAUUCGGAAAGCUGGAUUUCCUGAUCAAUAACGCUGGUGUUACUGAUGAGGACAUGUGCAACAAGAAGCCUGGCUUCUUGACUCAGGAUAUGCAGAGCUACGACUAUAUCUUUCUGAUUAACGUGCGAUGCGUCGUUUUUCUAUCCCGUGAAGCCACGCCCCAUCUCGAGAAAACGAAGGGAGCAAUCGUCAACAUGAGCUCGAUUGCCGCAUCGGAAAUUCAGGCUAUAGCCUUCCCCUACUAUGGGAUGUCAAAAUCGGCACUGGAUUCGCUGACGAGAAGCUUGGCACUUGAGCUGAUUCGAAAGGGUAUUCGAGUCAAUGGGAUCAAGCCCGGGGCGAUCAGCUCGAACAUCAUGCAAAAGCAAGGAGCUACAGAUGAAAUUUUGCAGCAGUUGGAAAAGAAAAUGUCGAGCAGUUUCGCGCUGAUCCCAGCUGGAUUCUACGGGAAACCAGAGGACAUCGCCCAUCUUACCGCCUUCCUCUGUGAUAGCGAGCAAUCCCGCUACAUCAUCGGCCAGAGCAUUCGCGUGGAUGGGGGAACCUCGUUGGUUUGCCCGAUGAUGCUGGGAGAAGAGAUAUCCUCUGUCCAGAAGCUCGAAACGGACCAA